Messenger RNA from Acipenser ruthenus (sterlet), 10107 nucleotides. RefSeq names its product calpain-15-like. Gene Ontology annotation, biological process: proteolysis. Gene Ontology annotation, cellular component: cytoplasm. Bases 2960 to 6592 code for a protein of 1210 amino acids. NCBI's taxonomy places the organism in Eukaryota, Metazoa, Chordata, Actinopteri, Acipenseriformes, Acipenseridae. The transcript is spliced from 13 exons. The record is from RefSeq and is a predicted model, not a curated record. Gene Ontology annotation, molecular function: calcium-dependent cysteine-type endopeptidase activity; zinc ion binding; nucleic acid binding.
UGUUAUCACGGCUGAAGCGGAUGCUUCUGUGGUUAAUCCCCCUCCUGUUCCUACGGGCUCAAUGAAGCUUCCUUGAGCGCAUGCGCGUUGCUGACUCGCAGCAGUCAGCUAUAAGGGAUAGUUUGCAAUGCAGCUCACUGCACUAAUCGGAAAAGAGGCUGAAGAAAACAUUUAAUAUAUAUUGCAAUAAAAAGAAACCGGGUGCCGGGAACGAAGUAGUGCAACAAGGGAGCUGCUUUCAUGUUUAAUACCCAUGACCGAGGAGGACCGGAGUGUAGAGAAUUCACAUGGACAGCAAACCAUAAGGAUCGUAUUAAAAAGUGGAGUAUUUCAUCAAGUCGUGUCUGAAUUGCACAUUGUUUUGAUAAUGCAAAAUUCUUCGGAAAAUUGACAAGUGAAAGUCUUGCACUCAACAGAGAGGAUCGGUGUUUUUGAUUGACUCGCACAAUAAAGACAAGAAUAAAUGUGCUGGAAUAAACAAAUACAUAAAUAACUAACUAACUACACUGAAGAAUAUUACUGUAACUUAUUCUGCCACCGUACGGGCAGACCUCAGUAUUUUGCAUGGAAACGGAUUUAACAGUAAGACGGAUACAUAUGUACCCUUUUCAACCCGCAGAUCUGACGCAUAUUCAAAAGAGAAUUUGCAAGAUUAUGUUAUGAUCCAGCUUCACGUCUCCCUUUAGAGAUGUGCUGUUGGCCGACAAGAAAUAAAUAAAAAAUGCACGCCGCUGACUGCUAGAUUCUCGUAUGCUGAGAAAAGACUGCUUUAAAAAUACACGGAGAAUAAUAGUAUUUCACUGAAGAAGGACCGUCCAGCACGGAAAAUAAUUCAACUCAAACUACCGGCGUGUUCAUUUUUCUGCCGGUCUUGAUAAUUUUAAGUUGUCACAAACAUUGAUUGCCUGCUUAGACAAACGAAAUCAGAAUGUUUAACAUGCAUUUAUAUUUAAAACGUAUUCCAUAUAUAUUAUAUUGGAAUUGACAGGACAAUAAAAGCAAUGUAUUAGUUUUUGCAACUGAAUCAGAGUUAAUUUCUCCCUAAAGUUGCAAACACUGGGAAAUAUGCCAGGCAGUAAAAUAACUGUAUUUUGCAUUUGCAGGAAAUUAGAUUCAUAAAAAUAAUCGUAUUCCCUAUUGCAAUUUCUAAAGCGGAUUUAAUGGUGGAUGUGUAAUCUGGGUGGUAAAUGCUUUAUUUGCUGGUUUUGCUGAGUAAAAACAACCGGAUUUUUGCUAAUAACUUUUUUCUCAAACCCUCACUUGAGUUUGUGUAACUGAAAUGGAGAAACUCGUAUCUGUUAACGUAUAAUUUAUUAUUGAUCUAUCCGUGCUAGUCAAUACUAGCUAAAACAAAACAAAAAAACCCUGCAGAACGUUUAAAGUUUAAAAGUUUAAAACUAGUUUUUUGUAUGUAUUUCUAUGUAGUCGAUCAGUGAACUGCUUGUUCGAGUUCUUUUUGCAAUCGCAUCUGAUUCAGUUACAAUGAAAACAGUACAGAUACUGCAUUCGGUCAGAAAGUCUUGGUGAAAAUGAUACUCAACAUCAGUAUGGACUAAUGGAGAUAUCAUCAGGGCUGCUUGAAAUACAUGUUUUUAAAAUGAAUCGUGGAUUUUGCUCAUAUUUUCUUUAAAAUGUAAUAGUCCCAUUUCACAAGUAACUGCCCUCUAAACACCUUGCUCAGUUUAAAAACGUUGCUAGAGACAGCUGCUGACUCGUUUGGUUUUGCAUUCCUAGCCUGUAAAUGAAGCCAUGGAGUUCUCUAAACUUUAAAGUCAUAACUUCUGUUAUACUUUAUAAUAUACAUCUUUUUUCCCAUCAGCGACAUGCUGGCUUUUGUGUUUGUAGAAAGUUGUUGCUGGUGAUUUUUAGCUUUCCAAACUACAUCAAACACGCAAUCGUUUUUAUUAAAUGACGGUAUUUUAGCGUCUCCCUAUGUUGUUUAUCGUCAUGCUUAGUUAAAUCAUCCUGUAACAAUUGCUAUGAACUUUGGAUUCCUUAAACCUGAUGUGCUGUGGGAAACAAAGUUGUAAACAAGAGUCCCCAAACUAUUUCUGCAAGCAUGGUUUGUCUUGAUAGUGGACCUGCUUGAACGUUUUAUAAACAUUUUUAAUGUUAGAUUGAGAAACUCAUUGGCAGUAUUUUAAUAAUAAUAAACACAUUUUAUUUUGGAUUGAAAUAUAUUGGGCAACUAAUGGAUCAAACAAGCAACGUGUAGUAAAAUCUGAAAACAAUAUAUUUUUCAGUCAGAUUUGGGAGCGAUAUUAUAACUUGUUCACCAGUCCAUGUAGUGGAAGAAACCUGGGCUGUGGGAGACUUCUAUUCCUAGAUCUGAGUUUCAUGCCACGAUUUUUUAAAAUAGCCACGGAUCAUUAGAAUGGAACCUUUGGUUACUCUUGUGCUCCACAUUUCAGCUGGAUGAUUCCAGUUUGGCCACCUGGACUUGGGCAGUUCAUCGUAGGACUAGUUCAUUCAUUCUCUGGAUCAACAGAAAGCCAUUGUGCUACUGGAAUCCACCAUGGGGCAUUAGCAGGACUACACAUUAUAGAUUUAUACAGGAGCUUUCGUGUACAAGAACAAACAUUACAUCCUUUGUCAAAUGUCUUUAAUUGAAAUGUAAAGACCACCAGAGAUUUCCUUCAUUGGUAACUUUUGAAAGUGUCAUAAGAAAGGCAUGUGAAGUCCGUAUUCAGACACCAGAUCAGGACGUUCUUGGAACUAAUCGAGUGUAUGAUUUUCAAAUCUGGAGGAAACCAUUGAAAGAGCGUGAUAAGAUUGAUCAACCCUCUGAGUUCACAACUAACUGUUGUUUCCAUCAAGUGACUGGGAAGCUAGCAAGAGGAGCAGUGCAAUAACUGAAGCCCCAAAGCGGUUUCAGAGUAGCUUUGUGUGUACUGUAGCCGAGGAAGGUUUGGUGGUUGCUCUGGUUUUGAGAACCCCGAUCAUCCCAGCGUGCUAGGCCAUGGGGAGCUCUGCUUCUUCUCUGGCUGCAGAGACAGAAUCGGAUCAUGGAUUCCGCAGCACCGCUUACCCUUCAGCGCCAUCUGUAGGCUGGCUCAGGAACAGUCACAGUAGUCCGGUUUGGGGCAGCACCUUUACGUCCAGACCACAGCAACAGCCUCUUCCACAUAGAGAGAGAAGUCACUCUCACUCCCCUGGCUCCAUGGCUGCAGCGGUGGGGAGCAGCGAGUGGUCCUGUGGCCGGUGCACCUUCCUGAACGCUGGUGGAGCCCCCCGCUGCUCCAUCUGCGAAGCGCCCCGUCAGAAACCCGACCUCAACCAGAUCCUGCGUCUCAGCAGCACAGAGGAACAGCGCUGGGCCUGCCCUCGCUGCACCCUCAACAACCCCAAUGGGUCCGGCGCCUGCACUGUCUGUGGCUUCGGACCUGGAGCCAGCCCGGGCCCCUCCCCGGGCACUCCAAAUGGGAUUCUCCCCCCACAAAACACCCCUACCUCUGCCACUCCCUCCAACUCCACCACCGUCCUCCUGGAGCCCCGAGGGCAGGUACCUCCCAAAGAGGAGCUCCGGAGAUCGGAGAGCAACGGAGAGGCGAGUCCUGGAGACCUGCUGCUUCUCUCUGGCUGGGCCUGCCCACGCUGCACCCUGCACAACACGCCUGUAGCCCUCUCCUGCUCUGCCUGCGGCGGGCCUCGCAAGCUUUCCCUUCCCAAAAUCCCUCCCGAGGCUCUGGUAGUGCCGGAAGUCUUGACGCCUGUGGUCGGAUUCCCCACGGCCAUGAACAGUGGAGGCCCGCUUCUUAUCGACCUGACUGAUAACGAUUCCCCUCCCGCGGCAGUGCCUGCGGAGCCCCCUGAAACUCCACGCUCUGGUUCCUCGACUUCAUCAGCUUUCACCCCCCUCUCCUCCCUCCUGCAGAACAACCCGGUCCCUCGAAGCCGCAGGGAGGUUCCUCCUCAAGCCCCACAUCUGGGACGGCCCCCUAAUCCAGCCCCCAGCCCCACCUCCCCGUCCACAACAGCUGCAACCACCUCCCAGUGGCCUCCCAAACCUCCACCCACCAGCUCCAAGCCCCCCCAGCCUCAGCAGCCACCCCCACAGCAAGGGGAAGCCUUCCCAAGCAAGCGGCUGAGCGUCUUCGAUGAGGAGGACAUGCAGGUGUGUCCUUCCCUGCCUCCUCCCCCCUCUUCUGGCUCCUCCCCCUCCCUCUCCUCUACCUCCACCUGGAAGUGCAGCUCCUGCUCCUUCAACAGCUCCUCCAACAGCUCAAAGUGCGAGAGCUGCCGUUCCUCCUGGGUAGCCAGCGAUUUGAUCGACCUGACGGGGGAGUCUGUGCGGUUCACCCCCGCCAGCCCGUCCAGCCCGGACUUCAGCACCUGGUCCUGCUCCAAGUGUACUCUUCGCAACUCCACAGGGGCUCCCAAGUGCAGCGCCUGCGGGUCAUCCAAACUGUAUGGCUUCCAGGACUACCAGCAGCACUGCUCCCAAUGUGGCUCAACGGGCCACGUCUGCAGCUCCUGCCCUGGAACCAGCCAAGGCAAAGCAGGGCCCCGCAAACCUGCUCGGCUCUUUCCUUCCUCCUCGUCCUCGACCUCCCUAAACUCCCAGGAGAAGGCUGGUCAGUGGGCCUGCCCAGCCUGCACCCUCCUCAACGACUUGAAAUCCAAACACUGCGCCGCCUGCCACACUGCUCAGCAGUACUUCACCCUGCGCAAGGGGGCCAAGCCCCUGAAGAGACGAGAGAGCAUGCAUGUGGAGGCGAGGCGGCAGAACGACGAGGGAGAGGCCAAGGAGCUCUUGGAGAACAUUGUCGGAUUCUGCAGGGAGAAUGCCGUGAACUUCGUUGAUGACAGUUUCCCCCCUGGCCCGCGCUCAGUGGGGUUUCCCGAGGGAGACAGUGUGCAGCAGCGCGUCAAGAAGUGGCUCCGCCCCCACGAGAUCAACUGCAGUAACUUAAAGGGCCGCGGGUUCAAGUGGUCAGUGUUCUGCACGCCCCGCCCCUCUGACAUCAUGCAGGGGCUUCUGGGAAACUGCUGGUUCCUCAGUGCGCUGGCUGUGCUGGCAGAGAGACCCGAGCUGGUGGAGAGGGUGAUGAUCACGCGCGUGAUCUGCUCCGAGGGGGCGUACCAGGUGAGGCUGUGCAAGGACGGCACCUGGAUCACUGUGCUGGUGGACGACAUGCUGCCCUGCGACGAGUACGGGUACCUCCUCUUCUCCCAGGCCCAGAGGAAGCAGCUGUGGGUGGCUCUCAUCGAGAAGGCUCUGGCCAAGCUCCACGGCUCCUACUUCGCACUGCAGGCGGGCCGGGCCAUCGAGGGUCUGGCCACUCUGACCGGAGCCCCUUGUGACAGCCUCAUGCUGCAGGUCAGCUCCACAAACCCACGAGAGGAGCCCAUCGACACAGACCUCAUCUGGGCAAAGAUGCUGAGCUCCAAGGAGGCAGGUUUCUUGAUGGGUGCCUCGUGUGGAGGAGGCAAUAUGAAAGUGGAUGACAAUGUGUACGAGAGCCUGGGCCUUCGGCCUCGCCAUGCCUACUCUAUACUGGACGUGAGGGACGUGCAGGGCUACAGGCUCCUGAGGUUACGGAACCCCUGGGGGCGCUUUUCAUGGAACGGGAGCUGGUCAGACGAGUGGCCCGACUGGUCGCAGCACCUCCGCCAUGAACUCAUGGCCCACGGAAGCAGUGAGGGAGUCUUCUGGAUGGAGUAUGGAGACUUCAUCAAGUACUUUGACUCGGUGGAUAUCUGUAAGAUCCACUCGGACUGGCAGGAAGUGCGGGUUCAGGGCUCGUUCCCCACUCGAGCGAGUGGCCCUGUGACAGUGACCUCACUGACUGUGCUGGAGCGCACUGAUCUGGAGUUCGCUCUCUUCCAGGAGGGCAGCCGGCGUUCGGACACUGCUGACAGUCACCUCCUGGAUCUGUGCAUCAUGGUCUUCCGCGCCUCCUUCAGCAGCGGCAACAAGCUCAGCCUGGGCAGGUUGCUGGCACACAGCAAGCGCGCCGUCAAGAAGUUUGUGGGCUGCGAUGUGAUGCUGGAGCCGGGGGAGUAUGCCGUGGUUUGCUGUGCCUUCAACCACUGGCAAAUGAACAUCCCUGGAGCUGCCCUCACUCCGGUAUCGAGUCCAACCAGCAGAGGGCGCCCCAACCCAGAAUUCCCGGGGUACAUCCUGGCAAUCUACAGCUCGCGGCAGGUGAUGGUGGAGCAGAGUGAAGCCCCUCCCACCACCCUGGCCGACGCCAUCAUCCUCCUGACGGAGAACAAGGGGGAGCGGCACGAGGGUCGGGAGGGAAUGACGUGUUACUACCUGACACACGGCUGGGCGGGUCUGAUCGUGGUGGUGGAGAACAGACACCCCAAGUACUACCUGCAUGUGUCGUGUGACUGCACUGACAGCUUCAACGUGGUCUCCACACGGGGCAGCCUGAAGACCAUUGACAGCGUCCCGCCACUCAACAGACAGGUACUGGUAGUGCUAUCUCAACUGGAAGGGAAUGCUGGCUUCUCCAUAACACACAGACUGGCUCACAGGAAAGCAGCACAGGCCUGUCUGGGGGACUGGACCCCGACCAAGGGCAAACACAGCCCCCAGCUCACCUUGGACAUUGCAGGACUGCACAGGCCCCGACCGCUAUGACAGAGGGACAGGCCUCGCGCGCACAGGGGCAACAAAAACAAGAAAACACACGCCGUGCCGGGAGAGGGCACACUUUUAUAACAGGAAGCUACAAACGGAAAACAGCACUUUUUAAACCCGGCCAGAUAUUUUUUUGGUCCCUUUUUUUGCACUGAACAUUUUCCUGCGCUGUUUUCAGAGAGCCACAUGAGUUUACUCCAUCCAUUUAUGGGAUUUGGAAGUACAGCUGCUGCCUCUUACAGAUUAAAUGGGAGUUAAAAGGGAGAGGUAUACUGUAGCUGGGGCAACACAAGUCUUUUUUAUGUGGGAUCCUAUCUUUAUUCAGUCUUUUAACCUAAGGUGGCAUGGUGUAGAGAUAUAAUGGUAAGUGGUAAAGGGGAUCUUCAUAGUUCACAAAUCAAACUGGGUUAUAUUUGGUUCAAUACCACACUCCAUUUUUAACCUGCAGCUGCAAAGCUAGCUACUGAGCCACACAGCUAUAGCAAAUCACAUACCCACCAGCCAUUUUACAUUAACCAAGAAGCUGGAAGUUUUAAUGCAUCUGUCUGAAUUGUAUCAAGGCACUGAGAUGCUUCAUCCACAGUGACUGUCAACCCAUCUCGAAUCACAAGCCUACCUUACACAGGAACACACACCAGAAAGCAGCAAGCUCUGGUUUAAAGGCAUUAGUAAAACUCCUCCUUGUGGUCUGGUAGUCUGGCAGAAUAUUCACUGGAAAGGGUGCUGCAGGUAGUCUGGUGGUGGUAGUAGUGGGAUUUGCUAAUUUAGGGAACUAAGCUAUGAGGGAUUCAUUCAUUUUGUGGUUUUAAAAACUUCAUUUAAAGGAAGGAAACUAAGGCUUUAAAAUCUGUUUUCUCUUGUUUUUAAUGCCCCCCCCCCUUUUUUUUUUUUUAGUAAUUUUUGUACUAAAAUGCCCUUUUUUAGUAAUAAUAAUCAUUAUUAUAUGUAAAAGGCACAGAACCCCAAUGUCAGGUACCGGUUACCAGAUAGUAUUAACUUUCAUUCUUGAUUUAUCUCUUGAGGGUAGUUUUUAUUAUAAUUAUUAUUGUUUUUAGAAAAUAUGUGUACCAGGGCAAAGCUUAACUGUGUAGCACUCAGCCCUAAAAAAUGUCUUUAACCAUACUUAUUACAUCUACUAGCAUCUACCUUUCAGGACCCUUAUUUUCAUUAAAUUCAGACAGCGAUAUUAAAAUCAUGUUGUGAGAAAACAACAGCAUUAAUAUAUAAUUUAGAGAAGUAUUGGCCCAAUGUCUUCAGUAACUAUAACACAAUAGACACUAAUUAACACAAAUCAUAUAAGCAAGUUCCUUUGUUAAUGUUCUGAAUGAACCAGCAAAUCCAUUCUGAAGGCAUUAGCCUCAGUAUAAUGUCUCGACUCCAUUGCUGAGCGCUGAGCUCAAAGCUGUGUACAGCAGGGUUUUAAAGGAUGGCUGGUAGGAUGAGUCAUGACAUUCAGAAACGUAGCCCAGGUUCAGUCCAGUCCGCAGGAUCAGUGAGUCUUGGUGUAUGGAGAGGGGCUUGAGGGAUUCUUGGUGUGCUGAAUGAAUCUGUCAGGUCACCUGCUCAGUCGAUGCAGGUGUGUAACUGUACUGUACAUUAUUUUUGUUUAUUUAAAUGUAGAACUCAUGGAAGGUGAGGGACAAUGGUUUUAAAUUUAAACGCUGGCGUCUUGAGCCAGAUUUGAACCCGGGUCUCCAGAGAAGCAGCGCCAUCUAGCCCUCUAAUGGAAUACCCUGUAUGAUGCUGUCUGAGCUGCAUAGCACUGUCACAGACUAUCCAGACCAGGGCUCUUCUGGAUGAGCAGCACUGUAGAAAGACUCCAUUGUCUAGCAGUUUUACCUUAAGCAUUACAGAACAUACUGUGACCUUUAUGUUGACAGUGACACUGACUGCAGUCUGGUACAGAGCCGACAGGCAGGCAGGCACCAUGAGAGCUUCCUUCUCACAGCUCUGAAAGCGAGAUGGAGAGAGCACUCCACUGUCCACACAUAAACAUUCAUUCCUGAUCCCCUCUCAAGCAGAGUUGCUGUUUGAUGCAGAUUGCACUGAUGAGCACAGGGGUUAAACUGAUACCACCAAAUUAGCUGCCUAGAAUAUUUCUUUAUAAACACAAUUUCAUUUGAUGUUUGUAUCCACAUUACUCUAGUGGGUAGUAGGAUAUGUGUGUCUGGCUGGCUCCCUACCCAUGAAGGUCUGGCCCUGUACUUUCCUGUCAUCAGUGUUGGGAAUUAUUUGAACUUAGGGUAUGUGAGUAGGGCAGCAGUGAUUCAUCAAAACAGAAAGCUGUUCUACAGUAUUGAUUCCGUUUCUUUAUUGCCUGCUGUCUGUUUGUUGAAAGACUACUUCAGGCUAUCUGUCUUUGUUCUGUGUUUGUAGGUGUUCACAUUACAAAGUCAUUGUUGUAAUGACUGUUUUGCAGUCUGUCUCUGUAGACACUUCAAUUGGCCUCAGUGACUGAACUACUCAAUCUUGCCUAACCAGUCUGAAAAUCUCAUCUCUUUCCAAUAAAAACGGGGGCUGUCUACAGCUAUGCCCAAAGGUUUUUCAUCACCUUGUAUUUUAGGGUUGAGCUAUCAUUUUUCUUUAAAAAAAAAAACCUAUAUGAACAUAAUUUAGAUAUUUUACUAACAUCAUGUAAUCAAAGAAACUACAAAAUGAUAUCGCAAAAGUCUACCGGAAGCCAUAAUAAUAGUACAGUCUUCGAAAUGUCACAUUUUUCAAUUUUUGUCAGUUUUUCCUUAAGUAUAUGGAAAACUACAAAGCGGUAUGUAAUUCAAUAUGUUAACGUAACAUUAUUCAGCAGGUUUCAUUCGACGUUAUGAAACACAAUGUGUUAAUUGUUAGGAUGAUGCAAAACUUUUGGUCAUAGCUGUACAAUCCAAUCUUCAAACUGGUAAAAGAUACCAGUGUGUAGAUGACAAAAAUAAUGAUUUUGUUAUAACAAGACAAAGCUUGCCAAAUCUGUUCUGUGGACUUUUGGCCUCCACAAUGCCACACUGAUCGUUGCUCUCAUUGGGUAACUGGGAAGCAGUCUGACCCAGAAAUGGUGUAAAGCAAAGUGAAAGGAGCAGGGUUGUGUAGCCCCCCCUUGUGGUGAAUACAAGACUUAUCCCAUUUACCGGAAUGAAAGAGACUUUUCUGCAGAACAGUCUGACUGCACCACACCUACUAUCUACAGGGAGAUGCCUAGAACAGCAAAUUAAAUUUGAGUUACGGUGGUUAUCUGUCAAACUGGGCGGUUUUUGUUUUAUUUAGUUUUUGUUUUUUGUUUUUUUGUAAAUUGUACAGACACAUUUAAUCUUCGCGAAGCUGUGAAUAGUUUUAUCUUAUAAGAAAAAAAUUAACUUAAAAAUAACAAAACAGAAGAACACUUUUGGGCAGGAAUGUGAUAUAUGGAAUAUUUUAUCAAUUUUAGAAGAAGAAAAAAAAUCUAUAUAUGUAUGAUAUAUGUAUGUAUGGGUAGUUUGCAAACUCAGGUUCCAAUGGACCAAAUAAAGUUCUGUUUUUUAAUUAAA